AGACGCCUGGCAUUGAGCCUCUGUUCGCCUUUCCCCCUUCCAGUGGGGUACCGAGACAGCAUGACGACGGAGACCUUCGUGAAGGAUAUCAAGCCAGGGCUCAAAAAUCUGAACCUCAUCUUCAUUGUGCUGGAAACAGGCCGAGUUACAAAGACAAAGGAUGGACACGAAGUUCGGACCUGCAAGGUGGCUGACAAAACUGGCAGCAUCAACAUCUCUGUCUGGGACGAUGUGGGUAACUUGAUCCAGCCUGGGGACAUUAUCCGGCUCACAAAAGGGUACGCUUCAGUGUUCAAAGGUUGUCUGACAUUAUACACUGGCCGUGGUGGUGAUCUACAGAAAAUUGGAGAAUUCUGUAUGGUUUAUUCUGAGGUUCCUAACUUUAGUGAGCCGAACCCAGAGUACAGCUCCCAGCAGGCACCCAACAAGGCGGUGCAGAAUGACAGCAAUCCUGCUACCCCCCAACCCACCACUGGACCGCCUGCCACUUCUCCAGCCUCUGAGAGCCAGAAUGGGAACGGACUGAGCCCCUUACCAGGUCCUGGUGGUGGUCCGCACCCCCCUCAUGCUCCCUCCCACCCACCCAGCACUCGAAUCACCCGCAGCCAGCCCAACCACACAUCUGCUGGCCCGCCUGGCUCCACCAGCAACUCUGUCAGUAACGGCAAGGAAACCCGAAGGAGCAGCAAAAGAUAG
Chrysochloris asiatica (Cape golden mole) is the source of this 696-nucleotide messenger RNA. RefSeq names its product nucleic acid binding protein 2 (gene NABP2). Bases 61 to 696 code for a protein of 211 amino acids. Gene Ontology annotation, cellular component: SOSS complex. The transcript is spliced from 6 exons. Gene Ontology annotation, molecular function: DNA binding. Lineage: Eukaryota; Metazoa; Chordata; Mammalia; Afrosoricida; Chrysochloridae. Gene Ontology annotation, biological process: double-strand break repair via homologous recombination; response to ionizing radiation; mitotic cell cycle checkpoint signaling. The record is from RefSeq and is a predicted model, not a curated record.